AUGGAAGAAAAAACCCGAAAUUGGAGACUAACAGUCGUCGUCUUCGUAGCGGCAGUAACAGCACCUCAGAGCAAUGAUUCUGCUUACUUUCUUCUCUUCAGUUUGGCGAGUGGAGACAGCAGCUUCAUCCUCGUAAUCCCUCUCGAUUUCACCACAGGAGCUUUUAUUUUGAGCCGUCGAAUAAAAGUAAAUGGUAAUCUUGCACGCUCUCAACAGAGGUGCAGCUCUUUUUGCCCGCCGUUUGCUGCAGCCCCAAAGCUCCGAUAUUUUCACCUAUAUAUGCACGAAUCACCUGAUCGGGUAAAAAAACCAACACCGGACAAAGAACGAAGGCAGGACCCGACUAACGUUUUAAAAAAAUGGGGUUGCACGGAGAUCGACAUCUCUAGAAUUUUCGAGCGGCGCCCGUCUCUCCGUAAAACCGAUAUUCACGUCCUUCAAUCCAAGCUCCAAAUCCUCUCCGAACUAGGCAUCGAAUGCAGUGACCUCGUGAAGAUGAUCCACUGCAGGCCCCGCCUUCUCAACUGGAAGAUCAACAUCAUGCUCAACGAGCGCGUCGAGUAUCUCGAAUCCCUGUUCGGCUCCCGGCAGGUCCUCGCCAAAGCUCUUGUCCGAAACCCUUCACUACUCACUUAUGACUUUCAUAACAAGAUGAAACCGGCUGUUGCCAUGUAUGAGUCCUUGGGCCUUAGCAGAGAAGACUUGAUGUUCAUGCUCUUGUCACGGCCUACUUUGAUCCCUCGCACCACAUUUGACGAAGAAAAGAUAGAGUGCAUUCGCAAAACCGGGGUCUCAAAAGACUCGAAAAUGUACAAACACGUAGUAUCCUUAUUAGGCAUAUCCCGAAUCGAGACCAUUAGGGAAAAAGUUGUGAAUUUGGAGAAGUACGGGCUUCCGGAGGAUAAGGUUUACGGGCUCAUUGGGCGGUCCCCUUUCUGGUUAACUUUGUCUGUUGAUAAUGUCCAACGGCACAUGACUUUUAUACUGGCCACCAUGAAGCUUCCGGCAAGUGUCUUGCUUCAGAGCCCGUUCUUGUUGUAUCUUAGUUUGGAGAGUGUGUUGAGACCACGAUUCAGGGUCGCAUGUAAGAUAGAGGAUAUGGGUCUUUCUCCUGAGGUUAAAGGGCCGUCGCUGUUGAGGGCAGUGAGGAUGUCCGAAAAAAGGUUCAUCUCGGCUUUUAUUACCUGUCACCCGGAGAGUGUGGUUGAAGAGUUGAUGGCAGAGUAUAGAAAUGCAAAAUGUGUUGGGCGGCUAGCAGAGUCUUCAAAGAAGGUGUCAAAUAAAGGGUUUCCCUUCUGA
Molecule: messenger RNA, 1299 nt
Organism: Striga hermonthica
Lineage: Eukaryota; Viridiplantae; Streptophyta; Magnoliopsida; Lamiales; Orobanchaceae
Source: the annotation of a GenBank genome assembly